Messenger RNA from Corythoichthys intestinalis (scribbled pipefish), 1053 nucleotides. RefSeq names its product polyglutamine binding protein 1 (gene pqbp1). Gene Ontology annotation, molecular function: lipid binding; protein binding. The transcript is spliced from 7 exons. The record is from RefSeq and is a predicted model, not a curated record. Bases 159 to 962 code for a protein of 267 amino acids. Gene Ontology annotation, cellular component: plasma membrane; cytosol. Lineage: Eukaryota; Metazoa; Chordata; Actinopteri; Syngnathiformes; Syngnathidae.
AGGGAACUGACGUAAGGAUGCGACGACAAUAGCGGAAGUGGGGUUUGUUUUGAAGCUAGCCUCGACUGUUUCAAUCGUCUUAAAGAAGCUGCUUGUCACAGAAAAUGGAGAUCUGAGUGUCCGAUUGGUCGAAGUUUUAAUACAGUGUAUCACAAAAAAUGCCUCUCCCUGCCGCGCUGCUGGCCCGUCUGGCCAAGAGGGGGAUCGUCAAGCCAACGGAGCAAGGGCCGGAUGAAGAGAUUAUAGCGGAAGAUUACGACGACAACAACGUGGAUUACGAAGCCACCAGGGUGGAGGCGCUGCCGCCAAACUGGUAUAAAGUGUACGACCCCACUUGUGGUCUUCCAUACUACUGGAAUGUAGAGACAGACCUGGUGGCCUGGCUGUCCCCCAACGACCCAUCUGCUCAGAUAACAAAAGCUGCAAAGAAACAAAAAGCGGAGGCGGAAGAGCGAGCGGAGCGUCACUCCGACAAGCCGGAGCGAGAGCGGGACCGAGACCGCGAGCGCCACAGAGAUCGCGAAAGAGAGCGAGACCGCGAUAGAGAACGAAGAAAGCAGAGGAGGGACGACGUCGCGCCCUACAAGAGCAAAAGAGUCGCCAUUCAUAGAAAAGAUGACGAAAUGGACCCCAUGGACCCCAGCUCGUAUUCGGAUGCUCCCAGGUACGAUGCCAGAGUUCCGUAUUUUUCAGGCGAGCGCGGUAACCGCUAUUUCCGCAUUUGUCGGCAGGGGCGCGUGGUCCAGCGGCCUUCCCAAACGCAACGAAGCCAAGACUGGCGCCGACACCACGGCCGCCGGGCCCCUCUUCCAGCAACGUCCCUACCCGAGCCCGGGAGCCGUGCUCCGCGCCAAUGCUGCCAACCAAUUCGUCAAGGAGUGAUGAUGCCGAAUCGCCUUCUUCGUCAUUUGGGACAAUGUCUUUUUUUUUUUUUUUUUUUUUUUUUAAUUCCAGAAAUAUAAGACUGCGAAAUGUUUGCGGGAGUUCAGAAGUGGUCAGCGGCUCCCAAAUAGUGACAAAUAAAGUCGUAAUCCAAGGUGAAGAGUUUCUUUU